ACUCCUUUUAGUUUUGGCAUGAAUCACCGAACCCCACCCUACCCCGCGGGGGAUUACUGCCUUCUGUGCCGAAGUGAACGGAAAGACUCUUCAUUCCCAGAGAGCGGCAUGAAGACUGCAAGUAAGCUGGCCCUCUCCGUGGCCCCCAAAGGCAACAACGUGCUCCACCUGCCGCUGUGGGUGUGUCCGGACUGCCGGCGGACUGUGGAGAAGGAGGAGAGGCAGGACCAGACCGUGAGCCAAGAUUUUCUCCUGCACAACCCCCUGGGAGGACCACAACCUGAGGCGGGAAGCAGCGGGAGACUGACUCUGGGCCCCCAGACGCUCCCCUCCGCGGGACUCAGCACCUCCACCCCUGCCGACGCCACCUGCACCUGCGAGGCCUGCAGCGAGCGCAGAGACAUUUCGGCAGAGACAGACCGAGAGUCUCAGCAGCUGCAGAACUCCUGGUCUGAAGUACGCUACAUGGUGCGCUGCAUAUACCGGCAAGCCGGGACCCCGCUGGCAGACGACCAAGACCAGUCUCUCGUACCUGACAAAGAGGGCGUGAAGGAACUAGUGGAUAGGCUCUGCGAGAGGGACCCCUACCAGCUGUACCAGCGGCUAGAGCAGCAGGCCCGGGAAUAUGUGCUGGAGAUGAAAGUACGGCUCCUCAGACAGCUUUCAGCCUCCGCCAAGGUGAACCCUCCAUCAGCUGUCCAAGGCCCUCCCCAGGCACACCAGUUCAUCUCCCUGCUGCUGGAGGAGUACGGCGCCCUCUGCCAGGCUGCCCGCACAAUCAGUACCUUUCUGGGCACUCUGGAAAAUGAGCACUUGAAAAAGUUCCAGGUGACCUGGGAGUUGCAUAAUAAGCACCUGUUUGAGAACCUGGUUUUUUCUGAGCCGUUGCUGCAGAGCAACCUGCCAACGCUGCUGUCGCAGAUCAGGCUGGGUACCACCACGCAUGAUACCUGUAACGAGGACACAUACAGCACAUUGCUGCAGCGCUACCACUGCUCGGAGGAGGAGCUGCGCCGCGUGGCCGAUGAGUGGCUGGAGUGUCAGAAGAGGAUUGAUGACUACGUGGACGAGCAGAUGACUAUGAAAACUAAACAGCGCAUGCUAUCAGAAGACUGGGAACUUUUUAAACAAAGGCGAUUCACUGAAGAGCAGCUGACUCACAAGCGCACAGUAGCUGGUGAGGACCACUUCACAGACACCAUGAGGCACAUGCUGUCGUCACGGCUGAGCCUGCCUGACUGUCCCAACUGCAACUACAGGAGAAGGUGUGCUUGUGAUGACUGCAGUCUGUCCCACAUCCUCACUUGUGGGAUCAUGGACACUCCCGUCCCCGACGACAUCCACAUCCACCAGCUGCCUCUCCAGAUGGACUCCGCUCCCGACUAUCUUUCGGAGAUGCGGCCGCCUAGUGUGUCCUCAGCAAGCUCAGGCUCAGGCUCCAGCUCGCCCGUUCCAGUCCAGCAACAUCCCAGACUCAUCCUCACAGACAACGGCUCUGCAACAGCUUUUUGCAGUGAUGAUGAAGAUGGUGCACCGUUAUCAGCUAAGUUUGCUGGUAUUUACCCAUUGAGUAAUUAUGAUGACACCGAGGUAGUGGCCAACAUGAAUGGAAUCCACAGUGAAUUAAAUGGCGGCGGGGAAAACAUGGCCCUGAAAGAUGAGUCCCCCCAGGUAAGCAGUACCAGUAGUAGCUCUUCCGAAGCUGACGAUGAAGAAGCAGAUGGCGAGAGUAGCGGGGAGCCUCCAGGAGCCCCAAAGGAAGACCUAGCUCUAGGAAACGGGAGCCUCAUGAAAGAAGACAGCAAAGUAGACAGUCCGCCCCCGUCUUACCCGACUCAGCAGGUGGAGCAAGCUCAGAACACUUGUGAAUGUCACGUCUGUAAACAAGAAGUCUCUGGGCUGACAGCGUCCGCCACCACUGCAGGCGCUCUUCCUCCCGGCCACCAGUUUCUGAGCCCCGAGAAGCCCACACACCCUGCACUUCACCUCUACCCCCACAUCCAUGGACACGUACCUUUGCAUACCAUCCCACACCUGCCUCGUCCUCUUAUCCACCCCACCUUGUAUGCUGCUCCCCCCUUCACGCACAGUAAGGCUUUACCGCCAGCACCUGUUCCGAAUCACACAAAUAAGCAUCAGGUAUUCAGUGCGUCUCUUCAGGACCAUGUUUACCCGAGCUGUUUUGGGAACACUCCAGAGUGGAAUAGUUCUAAAUUUAUAAGUCUUUGGGGAUCAGAAGUGAUGAAUGAUAAGAACUGGAACCCUGGCACUUUCUUGCCAGGUACAAUUUCUGGGGGUGAUCUACUUGGGCCGACGCUUUCAGAAACAAGACCAGAAGCCCUUCCACCCCCAUCCAGCAGCGACACACCUGCAGUCCCAGAUAGUAAAGAGAAAAAAAAUGCUGCAAAAAAGAAAUGCCUGUACAAUUUCCAAGAUGCUUUUAUGGAAGCCAACAAGGUUGUCAUGGCAACGUCGUCUGCCACGUCCUCCGUCUCCUGCACGGCCACCACUGUGCAGUCCAGCAACAGCCAGUUCAGAGUGUCGUCCAAGAGGCCGCCUUCCAUAGGUGAGGUCUUCCAUGGUAUCAGCAAGGAGGACCCCAGACACUCGGCCCCGGCUGCGCCCAGGAGCAGCCCCACAGGCCUGGCACCGUUGCCUUCUCUCUCGUCCGCUGGGCUCCAGCCGUCUUCUACACCUCACCUGGCAAACCUCGCAACCCCGUCGUUCCCCAAAACUGCAACCCCAGCUCCUGGCUUUGUGGACGCUCGCAAAAGCUUCUGCGCAGCCCCCGUGGCGCCCCCACCCCCCACCACAGAUGGCUCCCUCAGCGCACCUCCCAGCGUGUGCAGUGACCCCGACUGUGAAGGGCACCGCUGCGAAAAUGGGGUCUACGACCCCCAGCAGGAUGACGGUGACGAGAGUGCGGACGAGGACAGCUGCUCCGAGCACAGCUCCAGCACGUCCACAUCCACCAACCAGAAGGAGGGGAAAUACUGUGACUGCUGCUACUGCGAGUUCUUCGGGCAUGGCGGGCCUCCAGCUGCGCCCACAAGUAGGAACUACGCAGAGAUGCGGGAAAAGCUCCGCCUACGCUUGACCAAGAGGAAGGAAGAGCAACCUAAAAAGGCAGACCCCACCUCUGAGAGGGAGAGUGUCGUUGACCAUCGAAAGGUCGAAGACUUGUUACAGUUUAUAAACAGCUCAGAGACCAAGCCAGUAAGCAGUACUCGAGCAGCCAAGCGGGCCAGGCACAAGCAAAGAAAGCUGGAGGAGAAGGCCCGCCUGGAGGCCGAGGCCCGGGAGCGGGAGCACCUGCAUGUCCUGGAGGAGCAGAGGCGGCGGGAGGAGGAGGAGGAGGAGCGAAUCAAGGAGGAGCUGCAGCGUCUUCAGGAGCUCCAACAGCUGCGGGCGGUGAAGAAGAAGAAGAAGGAGAGGUCCGCCAAAGACUGUCCCAAACUGAACUUGCUGGCUCGAAAUUGUCAGGUCACCCCAGCAUCUGUGCCUGGCUCGGAAAGCCUCCCCAAUGGCUCCCUGGAGCCCACUGAAGAGCCAGAAACCUCCUCAUCUCACUCCCCUUCCAGACACGAGAACCACACAGAGCCAAGGCCAGGCCCAGACACAGAUGCCGCAGACCCCACAGACCCCACGGGCACCAGGGACUCCAGGCUUCUGUCCCGGAAGGUGGUCCACACAAAGCAGCACGAGUCCCUUUCUUUCCUCUUCGACAUCAUGCACCACCACAAGGAAGGGGGCAGCCGGGCGAAGCUCAGGCAGGCCAGCAAGGCCAGCGCCGAGCCCGUGAAGAAGCCCGUGGAGUGCCCCAAAGCCGCAGAGGCGCUGCCCAGAGCCAGGCCCCAGACUGAUCCCAGGCCGAAAGCCGUGGACCUCACUGCCCUCUCGGAGCAGAAGAGAGACGAGAGGAAAGUGAGUAGUAACAGCAAGAAGCAGCUGAACCACAUCAAAGACGAGCCCUCUUCUCCCACCACCUCUCCCAGCGAGUGUCAGCAAAAUGGCAAGCUGGUCCUGGCGGAUUCUCCACAGCCCAAGGGCAAGAGCAAGAAAAGCAAGAAGAAGAAAGGAGACAAAGUCAACAAUUCAAUUGAUGAUGUCUUUCUGCCUAAAGAUAUUGACCUCGACAGUGUGGAUAUGGAUGAGACCGAGAGGGAAGUGGAGUACUUCAAAAGAUUCUGCUUGGAUUCCGCACGACAGACCCGGCAAAGACUGUCCAUCAACUGGUCCAAUUUUAGCUUGAAGAAAGCCACGUUUGCCGCGCACUGA
Molecule: messenger RNA, 4278 nt
Organism: Chrysochloris asiatica (Cape golden mole)
Lineage: Eukaryota; Metazoa; Chordata; Mammalia; Afrosoricida; Chrysochloridae
Gene: FAM193A
Product: family with sequence similarity 193, member A
Exons: 20
Coding region: 19-4278 (1419 amino acids)
Source: RefSeq, a predicted model, not a curated record